Messenger RNA from Colletotrichum godetiae, 1136 nucleotides. Its product is annotated as histone-like transcription factor and archaeal histone. The transcript has 4 exons. Gene Ontology annotation, biological process: regulation of transcription by RNA polymerase II. Bases 212 to 820 code for a protein of 202 amino acids. Gene Ontology annotation, molecular function: protein heterodimerization activity; DNA-binding transcription activator activity, RNA polymerase II-specific; RNA polymerase II cis-regulatory region sequence-specific DNA binding. The record is from RefSeq and is a predicted model, not a curated record. Lineage: Eukaryota; Fungi; Ascomycota; Sordariomycetes; Glomerellales; Glomerellaceae. Gene Ontology annotation, cellular component: CCAAT-binding factor complex; nucleus.
CCUGCCAGGGGAUCGCGAGUAAAAAUAAUCCUUCCCAGGACAGCCUACGACAGGAUUGACGCACACUUUCUGCAGCUAAGCCGCCAGACUUGCAAGCCCUACGGACCUGCAACGUGUCAGGGAACACAUCAUCCUAAGCCCGUCGUGUGUGUGAGCUGCAAGAGCCCAAGCAAAUUACAAGAACGCCAGCAGCCGCUGCAGGUAGCCAAAUAUGUCGGACUCCCCCCAAUCUCCUCCCAAGGAUGUCGACCAAGGUGUACAAUCACCGGAAGAGGAACAAAUGAACGAGGCUCAAGACCCACAGUCCGGUGGACUCACCUAUGAGUUCGAGGUCAAGGAGCAGGACCGCUGGUUGCCCAUAGCCAAUGUUGCCCGCAUCAUGAAGAACGCGCUUCCCGAAAAUGCAAAGAUCGCCAAGGAAGCGAAAGAAUGCAUGCAGGAAUGUGUUAGCGAAUUCAUCUCCUUCAUUACGAGUGAAGCCUCGGAGAAGUGCCACCAGGAGAAGAGAAAGACGGUGAACGGAGAAGACAUUCUAUUCGCCAUGACCUCUCUGGGAUUCGAGAACUACGCCGAGGCCCUUAAGAUCUAUCUCUCGAAAUACAGAGAACAAUCUCAAUCCAACAGGGGAGAAACCUCCCACCGUCCAGGCAGCAGCGGCUACGGCGCCAACCCGCCAACAGGAGCGGGAAGCUUCCAGGCCGAGCCUCAAAACAGCGUCCUUGGAGGUCAGCAAGGAGACGGCACUGCCGAUGCUCAGGGCUACAUGUACGGCGCGCAAACUGGGCACAAUGGCACCGGCGGCGCCGACGGCUACCAGUGAUGCAUUUCGCACCUGAGUGGGCUGUAUAGUGUUUUGAAAGGGCGAUUUUUUUUUUCCAUCUCGACAUAUAUGUACUAGCUGCGACUUGACGACGACCAAGCCCGACGGUAAAGGACGCCUGGACAUAAGUUCAAGUCUGUAUAAGUACGGAGGCAGGAGGUCUCAUGACUGCCUGACCACGGAUGGAAAGGGGCACAUGGUUGUAUAUGAGGGCCUCAGGAGUCAGUCAUGGGAAGGGGAGCGGAACGGUUAACCCAAAAGUGUGGAGUGGAGGGGAUUCGUCUUUUCUUUGACUCUUUGUCUAUUUGAUAGAUUC